UCCCUCCCUCCCACCUCUCCUCUUCUUGGCCUCCUCCUGUGAUCCCCCUCCCUCUCCUCUCCAUCCCCCUAGGCUAGGGUUUUAGCGCCCCAUUUCCCCAUCGCCAUUUCGAUUGGAUCGCUCCCUUCCCCUCCGCCUCCGCGCGGAUCCUGCCGCCGCCCACCGGAGACGCCGCCGCCGCCGCCGCCGGAGCGGCAGGCUCAUCCCCUCUCCUCGACCUCGCUUCACAAAUCCCAUCCUUUUCGCCCUUUUUUUCCUGCGAAAGAUUGGGUUUUUUUUGGGUUCCCGAGUCCCUUUCUCGCGCUUCGUCCGUCUGUCUCCGGGUGAUUUCACCGCCUUGCUGAGAUCUCGCGGCCGCUCGAUCUGAUCUUGCCUCGUUUCUCGACAAGAAGGUUAAACUGCGGGGCUGUGCGCGCGAGGGUCGGUGGAGAAGAUCUCCAAGAUUGAUAUUCUUGCGUCCAUUUGCUUGCUCCGAUAGCUUUCGGAGGAAUCUAAUCUCGAAUAGUGAGGGAAAGUUGCCACCUUUGUGCCGCUCCCUGGCAACUAGAGGCCUGGACGGAGCAACGUGUGCUCGGGGGAGUCUGUGGCCGCUGCCCAUUCCAUGAAUGGAUGGGAGGGAGUCCACUGUGACGUCCGGCCCCAACUUCUCCUCCUUCUAUGUGCAGCACCGGGGCAUUGGGGUUCCCGGAGCAUCCAGCCACCCGGCCGGACUCCAUGCUCCGCCGCCCGGUGGUUACCGGCAGCAUCUUGAUGCGGUCUCUGCCGGGUACCCGUUCCAGCCUCCUCACAUUGGGGGUUCCCACAUUGGGCAGGGCUACCACCAUGUCGAUGCCUCGGCGCCUGUCGUGCAGCACAGCGCCGGCGGUGCCGGUGGUAGCAUGGACAUCGGCAUGGGUGUGGACAUGAGUGCUGAUACUAAGGGGGAUCAGGGGAGUGGGGCUGGACAUGAUGAGCCAGUGAAGAAGAAGCGGGGGAGGCCAAGGAAGUAUAAGCCUGAUGGGGCGGUCACACUGGGCCUCUCACCAUCUUCAUCGACACCUCACUCAUCGAGCCCCACGAUGGGCACAAUGGUAACCACACCAGGUUCAGGUUUUGGGGCGGGGACGGCGUCGGGGGGCUCAGGGUCUGGUGCCCCUACAGAGAAGCGUGGCAGAGGGCGGCCACCCGGGUCCGGAAAGAUGCAGCAGUUGGCUUCGCUUGGAAAAUGGUUUCUUGGUUCUGUUGGAACAGGUUUUACUCCUCAUGUGAUUAUUAUUUCCCCAGGAGAGGAUGUUGCUGCCAGGAUAAUGUCCUUCUCACAACAGGGUCCGAGGGCAGUGUGCAUCAUUUCAGCAACUGGAGCUGUCUCCACAGCAACCCUUCAUCAGGAUUCAAACUCUGGUGGUGUGGUUACAUAUGAGGGUCGAUUUGAAAUCUUGUGCCUUUCUGGAUCAUACUUGGUGAUAGAGGAGGGUGGUUCGCGAACCAGGAGUGGAGGCCUUUGCAUAGCUCUCUGUGGCCCUGACCACAGGGUUAUUGGUGGGAGUGUAGGUGGAGUUCUGACAGCAGCAGGAACUGUUCAGGUGAUAGUGGGAAGCUUCAUGUAUGGCGGAUCAAAGAAAAACAAAGCGAAAGCUGAGCAAGAGACUGAGAAUAACGAAGAGCCAAAUGGCGGUGACGAGGAGACUCCCACAAUGGCACUGCCAGAGCACAACAUGCCGCAUCAUACGAUGGGUGGAUGGUCUGCUGGGCUGAUGAGGCAGAUGGACUCUAGAACUUCGAACAUCGACAUCAAUUCUAUCCGCGAGUAGUGUGUAUUGCUGGAAGAGGAACACCUAUAUAUCUAUCUCUGACUGAAGAAAUUCCCCAAUCCCUGUGAGCUUACUAGGCAGCAUGCAAUGUGCUAACUUGCUGUAGGUGUAAGAGGAGGAAGAGUUGUUUGAGAGAUGUUGCUGCUGCUGCUGCAGGAGGUAUCUGUCAGUUAUGUUAGGAACUCUACAUACUAGUAGAAUAUGAUAUGAAUAUUAUGAUGGUGUACUGUGAAUCUGCAUCUGCUGUGUUGUAUGAGAAUGAAGGAUCAUUCCUACCCUAUUAUAUUAUAUAGAGAGAAGAAAAAAGAACCUGGCUAUUUAUUGAGUUGGCA
Messenger RNA from Oryza brachyantha (malo sina), 2122 nucleotides. RefSeq names its product AT-hook motif nuclear-localized protein 9-like. NCBI's taxonomy places the organism in Eukaryota, Viridiplantae, Streptophyta, Magnoliopsida, Poales, Poaceae. The transcript has 5 exons. Bases 606 to 1790 code for a protein of 394 amino acids. Gene Ontology annotation, molecular function: minor groove of adenine-thymine-rich DNA binding. The record is from RefSeq and is a predicted model, not a curated record.